AUGAGCACCAUGCAAGAAGACAGUGUUCCUAUGGUGACUGAUUUGCCAAAAGGGCUUUGUGGAUCAGCAUUUCUCUUUCCUGCUGAUGUGACUUCUGCUACCUGCAUCAUGGGCAGUGUCAGCAGCCUCAUCUCCGGCCACGGCUUCCACAGCAAGCACUGCCGGGCCUCGCAGUAUAAGCUGCGCAAGUCUUCCCACCUCAAGAAGCUCAACCGCUAUUCAGACGGGCUGCUGAGGUUUGGCUUCUCCCAGGACUCGGGGCAUGGCAAGUCCAGCUCCAAAAUGGGCAAAAGUGAAGACUUCUUCUACAUCAAGGUCAGCCAGAAGGCCCGGGGCUCCCACCGCCCUGAUUACACGGCACUGUCCAGUGGGGACCUAGGGGGCCAGGCAGGGGUGGACUUCGACCCGUCCACCCCACCGAAGCUCAUGCCUUUCUCCAAUCAGCUGGAGAUGGCUUCUGAGAAGGGUGCCGUGAGACCCACGGCCUUCAAGCCAGUGCUGCCACGGUCAGGCGCCAUCCUCCACUCAUCCCCUGAGAGCACUGGCCACCAGCUGCAUCCCGUGCCUCUGGACAAGCCCAAGGAGCAGGAGCUGAAGCCCAGCCUGUGCUCUGGGGCACUGUCCGACUCCGGCCGGAACUCCAUGUCCAGUCUGCCCACGCACAGCACCAGCAGCAGCUACCAGCUGGACCCGCUGGUCACCCCGGUGGGGCCCGCCAGCCGGUUUGGGGGCUCAGCCCACAACAUCACACAGGGCGUUGUCCUCCAGGACAGCAACAUGAUGAGCCUGAAGGCCCUGUCUUUCUCUGACGGGGGCAGCAAGCUGGCCCACGCAAGCAAGGACAAGGGCUCCGUGCGCUCCCCCAUCUCCACGGCCCAGUGCACCAUCCAGGAGCUGGAGAAACAGCUGCUGGGGAGGGCGGGCGAGCUGCAGAGGCUGCACCGCAGCCUCGAGGAGAAGGAGCCGGCCGCCAGCCAGCCUCACGAGGAGCGGCCGCGGCGCGGCAAGGACGAGCUGGAGGGGCUGGAGGCCAAGGGCAAGCUGAAGGUGGCCGCGCAGAAGAGCCAGCGCGCCCAGCAGGUCCUGCAUCUCCAGGUGCUCCAGCUGCAGCAGGAGAAACGGCAGCUCCGGCAGGAGCUCGAGAGCCUCAUGAAGGAGCAGGAUCUGCUGGAGACCAAACUCAGGUCUUACGAAAAGGAGAAGACCAGCUUUGCCCCCGCACUGGAGGAGACGCAGUGGGAGGUGUGCCAGAAGUCCGGCGAGAUCUCCCUCCUGAAGCAGCAGCUGAAGGAGUCCCAGACGGAGAUCAACGCCAAGGCCAGCGAGAUCCUCAACCUGAAGGCUCAGCUGAAGGACACGCGGGGCCGGCUGGAGGGUUUGGAGCUGAAGACGCAGGACUUGGAGAGCGCGCUGCGCACCAAGGGCCUGGAGCUGGAGGUGUGCGAGAACGAACUGCAGCGCAAGAAGAACGAGGCCGAGCUGCUGCGGGAGAAGGUGAACCUGCUGGAGCAGGAGCUGCUGGAGCUGCGGGCCCAGGCCGCCCUGCAGCGGAGCCGGGACGCGGCCGCCCUGGGUCCCGCCCCCGCGGACGACGUGCCCGCCCUGCAGCGCGAGCUGGAGCGGCUGCGCGCAGAACUCCAGGAGGAACGGCAGGGGCACGACCAGAUGUCCUCCGGCUUCCAGCACGAGCGGCUGGUGUGGAAGGAGGAGAAGGAGAAAGUGAUCCAGUACCAGAAGCAGCUGCAGCAGAGCUACCUGGCCAUGUACCAGCGGAACCAGCGCCUGGAGAAGGCGCUGCAGCAGCUGGCCCGCGGGGACGGGGCGGGGGAGCCCUUUGAGAUCGACCUGGAAGGGGCUGACAUCCCCUACGAGGACAUCAUCGCCACCGAGAUCUGA
Rangifer tarandus platyrhynchus (Svalbard reindeer) is the source of this 1896-nucleotide messenger RNA. Lineage: Eukaryota; Metazoa; Chordata; Mammalia; Artiodactyla; Cervidae. The record is from the annotation of a GenBank genome assembly.